Molecule: messenger RNA, 1382 nt
Organism: Cokeromyces recurvatus
Lineage: Eukaryota; Fungi; Mucoromycota; Mucoromycetes; Mucorales; Mucoraceae
Product: HotDog domain-containing protein
Exons: 4
Coding region: 147-1097 (316 amino acids)
Cellular component (GO): peroxisome
Source: RefSeq, a predicted model, not a curated record
UUUUGCGGGGCAACAAGUGAAUAAAAAAGAAGAAAAUGGGUGCGAAAAUCUAUUCGUCAGCAUAAAUUAUUUUCAAUUUUAUUCAAGUAUCACUCAAUAAAGUUUUUUUUUUUCUUUUUCUUUUAAUUUUUUAUCAAAAAAAAAAAAUGCCAGUUGAAGGAUUUAAAGUAGACGUUGAAAAAGCUGUUGGACAUCAAUUUGAUAGUGAGCCUGUUAUAUGCAAUAGAAGAGAUUUUAUUUUAUAUGCACUCGGUGUUGGCGUAAAGGAAGAUGAGUUAAAAUAUCUUUACGAAUUAGAUCAACAUUUUACACCUUUACCUACUUAUCCUUUAGUCCUUACACUGAAGGGUAAUGAUUUUAAUGUAAAUCUUUUUAAAGACCGUGCUCAAGGUAAAGGUUCUCUUCCCGGUAUGCCUUAUUAUGAUCCUAAUAAAAUUGUUCAUGGUGAGCAAUCUUUAAAUAUCUUUCAUCCUUUCCCUGUCGAUGGUGGUCAAUUUAUGGCUAAAAAGACAUGUACUGGUGUCUAUGAUAAAGGUUCUGGUAUGGUUAUUGAAAUGACUGUUGACAUUUACGAUGAACAAGAAAAAGUGAAAUAUUGUAGUAUGGUAUCAAAAUCAUUUGUUCGCGGAUAUGGUGGCUGGAAUGGUCCUAAAGGACCUAAGGCAGUCUCUUAUUUGCCUCCAAAGCGUAACCCGGAUGCAAUUGAAGUAUUUACUACUACAUUAAAUCAAGCUCUUAUUUAUCGUCUUUCUGGUGAUUAUAACCCACUUCAUGCAGAUACUUCUUUAGCUCCUAAGAUUGGUUUCCCUAAACCUAUUCUUCAUGGUCUCUGCACUUAUGGUGCAUGUGGACACGCUAUCAUAAAAGCUUUAGCUAAUAAUGAUCCUUCAAGAUUUAAAUCAAUUGAAGCACGUUUUGCUUCUCCUGUCUUUCCUGGAGAAACAAUUGAAAUCUAUAUGUGGAAAGUGGAUAGUCAAGAUCAUCCAAAGACAGAGGAAGGUGUGAUCUUUAUUGCGAAAGUGAAAGAAAGAGACAUAGUAGUUAUCAAUAAUGGCUAUGCUGUACUUUAUAAAAAGUCCAGUGAAUCUAAACUUUAACUCUUUUUAUUAUGAGGAGUAGGAAAUUCAAGUCUUCUAUGAAGACCAUACGUGAUAUCAAUAUAAUCCGGUUCAUCAUCAGGAGUAAUAAAAGAAUGUCGCAUCAUGAAAUCAAUUGCCACUAAUGCACAAUUAGGUUUCCAUUCAUUAUUUAAAAUCGUUUCUUUUACUUUUUCUAAUGGCCAAAGAUAAAAACAUUCUGCUUCCCCAUCACGAGGAGUAGGUGUAAAGUCUUUUGGCAUUUCCAAGUCAAAUAUGUAUUGAGUCUCUGGCUGUAAUCCACCA